Messenger RNA from Mizuhopecten yessoensis (Yesso scallop), 609 nucleotides. RefSeq lists its product as uncharacterized. Lineage: Eukaryota; Metazoa; Mollusca; Bivalvia; Pectinida; Pectinidae. The coding region runs from base 196 to 609 and encodes 137 amino acids. The record is from RefSeq and is a predicted model, not a curated record. The transcript has 9 exons.
CACCUGGAAGACAUAAAGAUCCAUACUUCUAUUGAUUGUGUAAAGAAGAUUGUAGCAGAGUUGGACAGAUAUUACACAUCCUGGAAUCACAACAACGGACAAACCGCGUGUACGUGCAAUGGCGUAAAGAAGUAUAUCAGCUGGCCCACAGAAGAUACAUCACAGUGUUACUAUCAUGACACAAAUUUCAACCAUAUGUACCGGACCGUGUUUGGAAGUAGGGACACACACAAUACGAAUACUUACGGACGAAGUUGUGCAAGCCAAAAUACAAUGUGGGCCUAUGUUGAUGCAGUCUCAAAUGCGCACACAUCAAAUACUUGCCUGGAAAUGUUGUUAAGAAUUAUGACUCACGCAUUCCAACAUGUUGGUACUAGUGGGAGCUGCUCGUGCUCUGUAAACGCUCACGUGACGACCACGCACAUGCCAGCCCUUCAUGCAAACAACGACUACUGCAGGCGCUAUUCGUCCUACACAGACAUACACAAUCUUAUUGGACAUGAUCAAUGUCUGGUAGACCACACAGGGGAGCUACUAUGUGACGUAGCCCCUGUCACAAAGUACGCGUCCCCAAAUGAGUUUUUGCUGUUACAGCGUUUGUACGACUGA